AAAGCCCUUCCCUUCCCUUCCGCUCUCUCGACCACACAACUACCUUUUCCUUGCUUUCCUACACAGCAGCCGCCAUGGGUGAUCCGCGCGAAUCUUCGUCCCACUACUCGGUGACGCCGCACCUCAAGUACAACACUGUGGGCGGUGUGAACGGUCCUCUCGUCAUUCUCGACAAUGUCAAAUUCCCCAGAUACAACGAGAUUGUCAGCUUGACCCUUCCAGAUGGGUCGAUCAGACAAGGACAGGUCCUCGAGGCUCGAGGAAACCGAGCCGUUGUGCAGGUUUUCGAAGGAACCUCAGGCAUCGAUGUGAAGAAGACGAAAGUCGAGUUCACAGGCGAGAGCUUGAAGCUUGGUGUGUCGGAGGACAUGCUGGGACGUAUCUUUGAUGGAUCAGGUCGGGCCAUCGACAAGGGCCCCAAGGUGCUGGCGGAAGACUACCUUGACAUCAACGGCAGCCCCAUCAACCCUUACUCGAGAGUGUACCCCGAGGAGAUGAUCUCCACUGGUAUCUCUGCCAUCGACACCAUGAACUCGAUCGCUCGUGGCCAAAAGAUCCCCAUCUUCUCCGCCGCCGGUCUCCCGCACAACGAGAUCGCUGCUCAGAUCUGCCGGCAAGCUGGCUUGGUCCAGAAACAGGGUGUCACAAACAAGGGUGUACAUGAUGGUCACGAGGAGAAUUUCUCCAUUGUCUUCGGUGCCAUGGGUGUCAACUUGGAGACCGCCCGAUUCUUCACCCGUGAUUUCGAGGAGAACGGCAGUCUGGAGCGUGUCACCCUCUUCCUCAACCUUGCCAACGACCCUACUAUCGAACGUAUCAUCACACCCCGUCUCGCCCUUACGACCGCCGAGUACUACGCCUACCAGCUCGAGAAGCACGUCCUGGUCAUUCUCACCGAUCUGUCUUCUUACUGCGAUGCCCUGCGUGAAGUCUCAGCUGCGCGAGAAGAAGUCCCCGGUCGUCGUGGUUUCCCCGGUUACAUGUACACGGAUUUGUCAACCAUCUACGAACGAGCCGGUCGUGUCGAGGGCCGCAACGGUUCGAUCACGCAGAUCCCCAUUCUCACUAUGCCCAACGACGACAUCACACACCCUAUUCCUGAUCUGACGGGCUACAUUACCGAGGGCCAGAUCUUUGUGGACCGUGGUCUCUACAACAAGGGUAUCAGCCCGCCCAUCAACGUGCUGCCAUCGCUGUCCCGUCUCAUGAAGUCUGCCAUUGGCGAGGGCAUGACGCGCAAGGAUCACGGCGAUGUGUCGAACCAGCUGUAUGCCAAGUACGCCAUCGGACGUGACGCUGCCGCCAUGAAGGCAGUCGUCGGCGAAGAAGCCUUGUCGGCGGAGGAUAAGCUGUCGCUCGAAUUCCUGGAAAAGUUUGAACGGCAGUUCAUCAGCCAGGGCGCCUACGAGUCACGGACCAUUUACGAGUCCCUGGACCUGGCGUGGUCGCUGCUGCGUAUCUACCGCAAGGACAUGCUCAACCGUAUCCCCAAGAAAAUCAUUGAUGAGUUCUACGUGCGCAAAGCGAAGGGGAAGGAUAAAAAUGUCAAAGACACUGCGGCGGCGGAUGAACCACAGGAGGAGAACCUCAUCGAUGCGUAAAGUUUUGUGAGGACGUCGUGGACCAGAGGAGGAAGGCUAGGAAAACGCGUUCCCCCCCCCUCCCUCCGGGGUGGAUCUUGUGUGUAUUACCUGGGAUGUAGAGUCUCGGCGGUGAAACAUUUUUUGCAUUUUUUCUUCUUCUUCUUUCGUAUUGUUAGCAUGUGGUGAGAAAUAAGGAGCAAUAGCAUUUGUCACAAC
Messenger RNA from Cryphonectria parasitica EP155, 1799 nucleotides. It is a transcript of the gene VMA-2, whose product is annotated as cellular calcium ion homeostasis/subunit B. The record is from RefSeq and is a predicted model, not a curated record. Bases 75 to 1601 code for a protein of 508 amino acids. The transcript has 7 exons. Gene Ontology annotation, molecular function: ATP binding; proton-transporting ATPase activity, rotational mechanism. NCBI's taxonomy places the organism in Eukaryota, Fungi, Ascomycota, Sordariomycetes, Diaporthales, Cryphonectriaceae. Gene Ontology annotation, cellular component: proton-transporting V-type ATPase, V1 domain. Gene Ontology annotation, biological process: ATP metabolic process; proton transmembrane transport.